AUGAGCGUGGCCACGGCCUUCCCAACGACCCAGGGCGUGCCCGCGCCCGGCCCGCGGUGCCUCGCGUGCGCGAACUGCACGGGCUUCGUCUUCCUGUGCCUCAUCGGCCAGCUGCUCGCGCGGCAGCCGCUCUACGUCGUCGGCGUCGACAACCCGAGCGUCGCGAGCAACAAAUGCUUCGGCGCCGCGUUCACCUAUCUUUUUAUCGUCGUCGUGUCCAUCGCGACGCUGGUCUACGACAAGGCCCGCCCCAAGGCCGCCGUCUCGUCGAACUACAGCGACAUGGGCCAGGACAUGAGCUUCCUCGGCAGCGACGCGACCGCCGAGCGAGACCGACGCCGCGCGAGCCGCGCGCAGGAGCGGGACGCGCUCGCCGGCCUCGAGAUGCAGAGCAUGCCGACGAAGUCCAUGCUCUAG
Molecule: messenger RNA, 417 nt
Organism: Aureococcus anophagefferens
Lineage: Eukaryota; Pelagophyceae; Pelagomonadales; Pelagomonadaceae
Exons: 2
Coding region: 1-417 (138 amino acids)
Source: RefSeq, a predicted model, not a curated record